This is a messenger RNA of Marasmius oreades (fairy-ring Marasmius), 765 nucleotides long. It is a transcript of the gene PCA2, whose product is annotated as putative proteasome subunit alpha type-2. Gene Ontology annotation, cellular component: proteasome core complex; proteasome core complex, alpha-subunit complex. Gene Ontology annotation, biological process: ubiquitin-dependent protein catabolic process. NCBI's taxonomy places the organism in Eukaryota, Fungi, Basidiomycota, Agaricomycetes, Agaricales, Marasmiaceae. The record is from RefSeq and is a predicted model, not a curated record. Bases 1 to 765 code for a protein of 254 amino acids. The transcript is spliced from 5 exons.
AUGGCGAACACAGGAGGUGGUGCAUACAGUUACUCUCUUACAGUCUUCUCACCGAGCGGUAAGCUUGUUCAAAUUGAACAUGCUCUUGCAGCUGUAUCGCAGGGGACGACGAGUCUUGGGAUCAAAGCAUCAAAUGGAAUCGUCAUUGCAACCGAGAAGAAAACCUCAUCCAUAUUGAUUGACGAUCUAAUGCUCGAGAAAGUUGCUGUAGUCUGCCCUAACAUAGGGAUAGUCUACUCUGGAAUGGGACCCGACUUUCGCGUCUUAAUUACACGGGCACGGAAAAGUGCUCAAGCUUACUGGAAGAUGUAUGGCGAAUACCCUCCAACACGCAUUCUUACACAGGAAAUCGCAAACGUGAUGCAACAAGCUACACAAUCCGGAGGAGUGCGUCCCUACGGUGUUUCGCUUUUGGUUGCUGGAUGGGAUGGCACCCGGGGGCAGCAAUUAUUCCAAGUCGACCCUUCUGGGUCCUUCUGGGCUUGGAAGGCUAGUGCUAUUGGAAAGAAUAUGGUCAACGCGAAAACAUUUUUGGAGAAGAGGUACAACGACGAUAUUAGCUUGGAGGAUGCUAUACAUACGGCGUUAUUGACGCUCAAGGAGGGUUUUGAGGGCCAAAUGACCGAGAAGACAAUUGAAAUCGGCAUCAUCAGUGUCCCGAGCACCGCAGAGCGAGAGGAACCGACGUCAGCGGCAACAGGGAGACCCAAAGCUACCUUUAGGAAGUUGACGGAGGAAGAGAUAAAGGAUUAUCUGGCACUGUAG